AGGCGCUGCUCGCAGUCAAAUGAGUAAUAAGGUUUCGCACGGAAAGAAAAAUGGUCAAAAUGAAUUUCAAAACGUCAAAUCUGAUAAUGUCUAUUGAUUCGUUGGGUUUCAACGCCAUAUCAGAUUUGUUACAUUUUUCCUUACGCAGACUUUCUCCUGUAUCUCCACGAGGGACUUUUCUCUGAUCUCAGGUACAAUAAAGUUCAAAAAUGGUAUACCUAUGUAACAAACCAUAGCGAAGCAAGCUAAACUUGUAGAAAUUCCUGAUAUACCUUGAAAACCAGAAAACUAAAAAUUGAGGCAAUAAUAUUAGCCAUGGAAAAUAGCGAUUCCUUCUACAUUUAUAAGGAAGACUUAACCCAGCAUCAUAUAAGACACAGGACUCAAUCCAAGAGCAAUGAUCAUCUGUACAACAUAAUGGAGGAGUUAAGAAUCCAUCCGUAGUCAUUUAUAUUAACAUUGUAACGAAACUUGAUCUGUCAAAGAAAGUAAUGGCAGCGACAUCAGCUACAAGCUGAAGAAUGCUCAGAAUUAUGACAACAAGUCCCGACGAUAAACCAGAGUCAUUUUGAAGAUCUCUUGCGUUUAUGCUUGAAAGGUACCUAAUUCAUUAAGUCGAAGUACUGCCUGAAGUCCAGUGCUAAUAAACAGCUUUUCUAACACCAGGUCCAGCUGUUCUCUGGACGUUCGUAUUCAUUGGAGAGGAAAUAACAAACUAUAAGCCAGCGGAAGCAUUGUAUCGACGGAUAGAAAUAACUUUGGCGAAGAUGUGCGGUGGAUUUACGUGUUCGAAGAACGCGUUAACUGCACUGAAUAUUUUGUAUAUUGUCGUUGCCUUCAUCUUGAUUGGGGUUGCUGUCUAUGGAAGGGCUUCUGCUUUAGUCACAAAUCUUCCAAUUAUUGGAGGAAUUUUAGCAUGUGGAGUUAUUCUUAUACUGAUUUCGAUUGUAGGACUUAUCGGAGCAGUUAAACAUCAUCAAGUACUACUGUUCUUUUACAUGCUAAUUUUAUUCCUGCUGUUCCUGAUCCAAUUCAGUAUUGCCUGUGCUUGUCUCGCUGUUAAUGCCAAGCAGCAAGAGCAGCUUGCCGAACAGGGAUGGAGACGCGUGGGGGACCCCUUGAAAUUACAAGUACAGACAAGAUUUACUUGCUGCGGAUUUAAUGACACCAGUACUGUAGAACCUGGAAUGGGACACCCAUCUUGCGACAAUGUUAAUGAACUCUGUUGUCCACCAGGAGUUUCAACAGACCAAGAAUGCAGCUGUCCGACAUGUAUGAGAAAACUACAGUCUACCAUCGAUUACGCAUUUAAACUCUGCGGUGGGAUAGGAUUAUUCUUCAGUUUUACAGAGGUGAUUGCAGCUUUCUUGGCGCGGCGUUACAGGAAUCAAUUAGAUCCACAAGAAAAAGCUGCAAGAGCCGUAUUCCCUCGACAAAAUUACCUUUACUGACGUGGCGACAAUGCUAAAUGAAUAUUACUUUUGGCGACCAAGCUGAAUCCAUCGUAUCGAGAAUACUCUUUAAAUGAUUCUGAAUAACAAAAACAUGAAAUGGGUUAUUUAAGUUGCUUCUGACUGUCUCGAUUAAGAAUGACAUGCAAAGAGCCAAGGAGCAUAUUUUCGUCUACGUACUCGACAUCUUAACGGAAAGAGCAAAUAUUAGAAUUAGAAGUAGGCGCUUACACUGCACAGAAUAUCAUUUAUUUUCAGCGUUGACCGACAUUCUCGCGUCGGUCACCAGAAACAUAUAUACAAUAUCUCGAAUUCAGUGCUCCUUUCGCAUACCAAAAACACACUCAAUCGUAGGACUUUAUUUUUUCUUUUUUUCUUUUUUGUUUAAAUUGACGAUCAUAAGACUCUACGACUGUUAGGAGAUGGAAAGGGGUCGGGUCAUGCAAUAGUUGAAAUGUGUGCCCUAGUCAGCCACUAAGAACACUAUCAUACCAAGCCUCAAUGCGCCUUUGUAGACUAGCGUUUAAAAUGGACCUUCUUAUAGAUAGAUUUUAACCAGUACUUUUAUUGCUACGUCAUAUUUCUCUCAUUAUUCUCAACGCAAAGGCAAACGUCGCUGUUUGCCUAAACUUCAGGCAUAUAAUAUAUUACGAAGCAAAACAUUCCAAGAUUCGCUAUUACCACGAUAACAAAGCUCACUUUAUACGAGACUGGUUAAAUUUAUAACCUUAACUACGUUUAGAGUACGAGAUCCCGCACGUGUCUUUCGAUCUUUACGUAAUAUGAACAUUGAUUAGCAAUUUCGAACGCUUGUUAACCAUCUUUAUCAUUGCUUUUAUCCUGCUAGCAGUUAUUUUGCUACCACAGGAACGUCAUUCAUAAACAAUGACUAUCAAUUUAUCACUCUCGAGGUACACUCAUUUUACUUCACGAAAAUUUUUGCGUAUUCGUUAAUUCACGGUAUCCACUAUGUUCAUUGAAUAUAAUUUAUAAUCGAACAAUAUUGGCUGUGUAAUAAAAAUGAGCAAAGGUCAUGCGAGAUGUUAGAAAUGAAAGAAAAAAAGUAAGCUGUUAAAUCAAUGUGGACUAAUUGAGUCACAACGAAAUUAUUAAUUACUGAUUACCUUGUUCUUUGGUUUAUUACCCUAAUUUGCUUUUUUAAUUCGCCAUUCCUGAUCAUGCCUUCCGCCUUGUGAAAUUUAUUCUCGACUUUUCUGCGUACUAAUUUAUUGUGUCGAAUGCCUAGAUUCUUGCUAAUUAAUUCGCUAUACUUUAUGCGUGAGACAAAAAUUCUGAAAUCCAAGACUUGCUUCCUCUGAUUUCAUGUUCUACUUAAUCUACCGCUCGAUCGAUCUAUCGUGAACAAAUUUGUACAUUAUUGCUCUAACUCUUAGGAUGUGAAAUUAUUUAUAAUAUUCGAUAAUGCCUAAUAUCGAGGGUUGUAUACGAGAAUAUCUCGUGUUCUGGUUCUCCGUCAUGGAAAUUAUUUCGAACCAGUUAUUCGAGUAAUCAUGCAAGAACUUUGAUUUCUCACUGUGAGUCAGCUUACAGUAUACCUUAGUAGUUUAUUAAUUUUAUCUUGUUAACCAAUUUUACAUUUUACUUUAUCUACGUAAAAUUAUAGAGUAUCCCGCGAGCGCUUCGCAUCAAAUCAAAUUCUAUACGCUAAUUAGAGAUAAACUUUAGAAUGUAUACAUGAACUAUAUACUAUAUAUGCUAAGUAAAAUAAUAUCAAGAUUGCAAUUAUUCAUAACGUACACAUGUAUUUCAUCCAAAUAUACAUAUGCUAUUACGUAUUGACAUACAUAAAUCCAUCAGGGCCUCGUGUACGUGUAUAAAAAAAAUUGUACUUUUAUUCAUUCUGUUUUAUCUGAGGUAUAUUUACUUUCUACUAUGAAUUAUUGUUAUUCAAAAACUUGUACCCGUACAGUUGUUACCAAUGCGUAUCAUCAUAGAAUCCUAUAUAUCGACUAAUACACACACUAGUAAUCGUGUGUUCAUUUAGGCUAUAUUGUAAUAUCUCUGUUCGAAUACUUGUCACAAAAUACAUCUAUAGGACAUCCAUCGGAUAUGCUAUUGAAUACAGAUGUCGAAGAGUCAAUAAACCAGUCUUCGAUGAUAAAA
Cephus cinctus (wheat stem sawfly) is the source of this 3575-nucleotide messenger RNA. RefSeq names its product tetraspanin-13 (gene Tsp97E). Lineage: Eukaryota; Metazoa; Arthropoda; Insecta; Hymenoptera; Cephidae. Gene Ontology annotation, cellular component: membrane. The transcript is spliced from 8 exons. The record is from RefSeq and is a predicted model, not a curated record. Bases 768 to 1451 code for a protein of 227 amino acids.